This is a messenger RNA of Physella acuta, 1353 nucleotides long. Its product is annotated as isocitrate dehydrogenase [NAD] subunit alpha, mitochondrial. Gene Ontology annotation, molecular function: magnesium ion binding; NAD binding; isocitrate dehydrogenase (NAD+) activity. The record is from RefSeq and is a predicted model, not a curated record. Gene Ontology annotation, cellular component: mitochondrion. Gene Ontology annotation, biological process: isocitrate metabolic process; tricarboxylic acid cycle. Lineage: Eukaryota; Metazoa; Mollusca; Gastropoda; Physidae.
AAUGUCGUCAAGGUCAACCAAUAUGGCAGUAAAAAUGCUUUUCCGGAGUGUUGGUGGUAAAAUAACGGUAUUAUCGCCACAGAUAAUCCAAACUCUGCCUUUACUUCAAACAGUUUUUACUAAACAACUUUUUCAACAUGGACAUAGACAUUAUUCUUCAGAAAAACAAUUGGUGACUAUGAUUCCUGGUGACGGCAUUGGCCCAGAGAUUUCUGUAGCUGUGAAACAGAUUUUCUCUGCUGCAGGGGUUCCCAUUGAAUGGGAAGAUGUUGAUGUCACACCUGUCAAAGGGCCAGAUGGAGUAUUCAGACUGCCAUCAAAAAUUUUUGAAUCUAUGAGCAGGACAAAAGUUGGCCUUAAAGGACCAUUGGCUACACCUAUUGGCAAAGGUCACCAGUCACUAAAUCUUGCGCUCAGAAAAGCUUUUAGUCUUUAUGCCAAUGUAAGACCCUGCAAAUCUAUUGAAGGCUAUGAAACUCCUUACAAAAAUGUGGACAUUGUAACAAUACGUGAAAACACAGAAGGAGAAUACAGUGGUAUUGAACAUAUUAUAGUUGAGGGAGUUGUACAGAGUAUUAAGUUGAUUACAGAAACUGCAUCCAGGAGAGUGGCAGAAUAUGCUUUCAAGUAUGCCAGAGAGAAUAAAAGAUCCACAGUUACAGCUGUACAUAAAGCUAAUAUCAUGCGAAUGUCGGAUGGUUUAUUUUUGAAGUGCUGCAGAGACGUUGCUGCUAAAAAUAAAGACAUCAAGUUCUCUGAAAUGUAUUUAGAUACUGUGUGUCUGAAUCUUGUUCAAGAUCCCUUAUCUUUUGAUGUUUUAGUCAUGCCUAACUUGUAUGGAGAUAUUUUGAGUGAUUUGUGUGCAGGUUUAAUUGGUGGUCUUGGUGUAACACCCAGUGGUAACAUUGGAGAGGAAGGUGCUCUGUUUGAAUCUGUACAUGGUACUGCUCCAGAUAUAGCCGGCCAAAACAAAGCCAAUCCCACAGCUCUGCUGCUGAGUGCUGUAAUGAUGCUCAGAUAUAUGGGCCUCACUCAGCAUGCUGACAGAAUAGAGACUGCUACUUUUGAAGUCAUUCGUGAAGGAAAAUUUUUGACUGGAGAUCUGAAGGGAAAAGCCACUUGCUCAGAGUAUACAGAAGAAAUUUGUAGGAAAGUUGCAGCUAGUUAAAUUUUAUAGUUUGUUCAGGAAAUCAUAGUACAUAUGUUGUCAUUGGUCAUAAAAAAAAAUGCUCAAUGUUGUAUUUUAGUUGAAUCUCCUCCAUAAAAUGUACAAUUUUAUCUAAUGGGUACAAAAAUAGUGACAGAUUUUUCAAUUAAUCCAAAAUUCUGUGUAAUCCAAAAGAACUAGUAUCU